Messenger RNA from Colletes gigas, 960 nucleotides. RefSeq lists its product as uncharacterized. The record is from RefSeq and is a predicted model, not a curated record. Bases 441 to 851 code for a protein of 136 amino acids. NCBI's taxonomy places the organism in Eukaryota, Metazoa, Arthropoda, Insecta, Hymenoptera, Colletidae. The transcript has 2 exons.
ACGAACGAUCAGUUAUUUACUUUACGUAUGCACGUAAUACCAAAUUUACAAAGUUAUAAUAACAUUCUUGAUAUUAAUGUGGUAUGAAAAUUAAAUAACAAGUGUGAGAAAAUAAGGAAAAUAUCACACGCUUUCAAAAUUGAUUGCCGCUGCACAUGCAUGUGGAUACUUGAACCCAGGAUGUUUAAGAAACAAGAAUCAGAGCAUCAUAAAAACAAGGAACAAUUAUAAUCACAUGACACAACUAUUGACUUUUAUUCAAUUGCAAGACAAGUUUAAUACAAAAGAGUGGAUUUAUUAUUAAGUUGUAUAUGUUUAUUAAGUAACCUUGGAAAAAAAUUGUAUAGAUGUACAGCCUGAAUAGAUUAUCAAUCAGUACGAGUUGGUAUAGGCUACGAACUAGCAAUAAGUAGUUUAAUUGGUGUUGGUGCGAACUAUUUAUGAAGAUGUUGCGUUUAAAAUUUAUCGAGACUAAAUCGCAAAUUAAAAUUGGAAACAUACUAUUAAAAAGGUACGUUAUUCCUCAGAUGUGUUGUGCUUCAAAACAUAAUACUAGUUCAAAAACUAAAGAAGACAAUAUGCAUGAUGAGUUUGACAAGCCCAUACAAUAUUCUACUUCAAAAGCUGCGAAAUGGGAGGCUGGCUCACACAGACGGAAGAAUCAACCCAAUUAUCAAUCAUUGGUGGUAUCACUUAGCUUAAGUGCUUUCUGUAUUUACUUUGGUAUAUUAAGGGAAGAAAAUGACAUUGAUGAGAUGAUAAUUUCUGAAAUGACUCCAGAGAUGAAGGAAUAUUUAUAUGGCAUCAAAGCUACUAACCAAAGAAAUAAAGAUAUGAAAAAACAAAUGUAAAUAAUUUAUUACAGCAAUGUAUUAUAAAAAUAUAAUUUAUUAUUACGAGAAAUUAUGAAUAAAUAUUUAUAGUGGAUAUAGCAAUUCACCCCAUAUUAUAUUAUUUAUU